Molecule: messenger RNA, 3900 nt
Organism: Daphnia magna
Lineage: Eukaryota; Metazoa; Arthropoda; Branchiopoda; Diplostraca; Daphniidae
Exons: 14
Coding region: 320-3154 (944 amino acids)
Biological process (GO): protein secretion
Cellular component (GO): endoplasmic reticulum membrane
Molecular function (GO): protein binding; GTPase activator activity; guanyl-nucleotide exchange factor activity
Source: RefSeq, a predicted model, not a curated record
UUUCUAGGAAUGAAUAGUCAUGUUUGGAACCCACCCCAGACCCACCCAGCAUUUCUGUUGAACUGAGAUUAGAUGGGAUCUUCUUUGAAAAACAACAAUUAAUGAAUUAAUUGCGGAUAGUUUAGUAUUUUGAGUAUCUGAGGCUCUGAGAACGAUUUGAGAUUUCCCACCGAGUUUGCUCGACCCGAAAUGAUUUAUUUAUGUUGGCAACGUCCAAAAAUUGCGAUGUGUCAAAUGUCGUCAGCUAUUCUUUUGAUUUUCAUUUUUUGAUCGAGCCUUUUGUCAAUUUUAACCGGUGAAUAAUUCGUCAACGAUCACUAUGAGUUCUGCACAGGAAUUAAGAGGAGAUGCUGCUGCGAAAGUGAAUUUUCCGCUUUAUGCGGUCGAUAUGUUGACCGACCGACAUUUUGUCGUUGCCGGUGGAGGUGGGGCAGCCAAAACAGGAGUUUCAAACGGAUUUGCAAUUUACCAGCUAACCUUCAAUGGAGAACAAUGUGUGGCCACUCAAGUUGGGAAACAUGACACAGGAAGUCGUGCAGUCAUGAACUGCACCUCCUACGAGGAUACCAAAUCCAAGUGCAAAAAACUUUACUUUGUUGCUGGGCUAGAUGACCAUUCCCAACUCUAUUUCAUCAAUAAAAAGUUCGAGAUUGCUAGAAGCUACAGUUACAGUGAUCAAAAUGAAAAUGAAAAGAGUCCAGAUAACUCUGUUAGGAAGAGAAAACCAUCUGAAAAGGAAAGUGACGGCAAUUCAAUCAAAUCUCCAGAGUCUCUUCGAAAAGGAUUACUCAGCCAGAGAAGAUUAAGAAUGUUAGCGCAUCCAUUGGAUAGCAUAAAAACAGACAUGAGCCCAGCAGAAGAGUCCUUCCAAAAAGUAGUGAGAAUCAGUUCAAAUGGCAAACUGAUGGCAACUGGUGGAUGUGAUGGCUACAUCCGUCUGUGGCAGUUUCCUUCCUUGAAACCGUUGAGGGACAUCAAAGCCCAUGAAAAGGAAGUUGACGAUAUCGAUUUUAGCCCUGAUUGUCAAAAAAUUGUUAGUGUAUCGAAAGAUGGUAGUGCGUUUGUCUGGAAUACCAAAGAUGGCAACAAGCUAUGUCAGCUUGAAUGGAGCCGUCCAGAAGAUGCAAAAUACCUAUUUAAGCGAUGCAGAUUCUCGGAAAGUGAUGGUGAUGGUCAACGACCACGGCUGUUUACCAUCACCAACCCAAUCAAAUCGAAACUACCCAGCUUUCUUCAACUAUGGGACACGUCCAGUUUUCUCCUCAUCAAAAGUGUUCCCUACAAUCUUUCACCCAUAUCUGCUCUAGCGACGAGUCCAUGCGGAAAAUUCGUGGCGAUCGGCUCCAUGUUUGGCGGAUGUAUUGACAUUUACACUACAUUCAACCUAAAGUUAGUUAAACAUAUCGAAAAUGCUCAUUCGAAUUUCAUUACGGGGUUAGCCUUCGUUCCUUGUCACAUGGAGAUUGGACAGAACAUUACGGGACUAAGCGAAGGAGCUGUUGUCAGCAUUUCCGUUGACAAUCAGAUCCGCGUCCACCGAAUACCUCACCGGCAACAUUUACUUCCUCUUUGGGCUGCUUUACUCGUCAUCGUCGUUGUCGUUUGCCUGGCUUUCACUUUUUGUAGUUACCUGGGUCGAACGAGUGUGGGGGACCAAUGCUAUUUCAGCCAUUCACCUAGAAUUUUUUUAUUUCACUACUCUGCUGUUUUCUCUGGACGAGCCAUGGCAGAUCAACGUCAGUCUAGAAAAAACGAUUAUGAAGAAAUUCCAGGACAAGUUAUCAUGAUGAAAACACUUCCUUCAUUCCAUUAUUCCUUAGAUGAUGAUGGAACGGCGGUAACCAUUCCAGGUUCCCGAGGAUUUGUGCCUCCACCAAUUCUUCUCCAGCGGUCACCACCCAGCUACGGCGAAACCUCGACUUCUCGACAAGUGGCAAAUCUGGAUGGACAUGUACAAUCGGAGGAUCAAGGAGUGAGGCCUAAAUCAUCCCUGUUGCCGGUAGCUGGACUGUCUUCUGAAGAAGGCUAUAAGAGCCAACUUUCGUCCAGUGCUUUCGAUGAGUUUAUCAUUGAAGGUUACGAACAUGUCACGUACGAAACAACUUUGAUCAAACCGCCACCACCGGAACCUAUUUCCGGAGAUGGAGACUCGUCGUCCAGACGUGGAAAUGCUGCAGUGCCGAAUAUUGACGAUCUCACAGCAAGGGAUGCAGUGCUUUCUUACGUAUCCCAGAAUCGCUGUUGGGGCUUGGCGUGUGCACGAGAAAUGACGAUCAUGGACAUCACAGCUUCUUCUGCCUUUCACUAUAAUUUGGAAACAUGUACGGAGAAGAGAACUGCUGUCUGGAUUCAUGAACCAUACACUGGGCAAGUGAUUGAUUCAGCUGACAGAGGGCCUUCACCCAAACCAUGGGAUGUCCUCGUAGUUCCUCCGAAUCCAUACAGGGAAGGCCAAAUAGUUGUGGAAGUACCUCAUUCUGCCCGGGUCGUUAAUUGCUACGAUUGUUCUACGAUGGGUAGGAGAAGAUGUUGGAGCUGUUUCGGCAAUGGAGAAAUUCAAUGCAACGCUUGUAACGGCACAGGGAAAAUACUGGAACAAGAAAGUGGAGGUGCAUCCGAAGCUCAGAGGGCAAAUGCUCCAGUCAUACCUAAGGCUUGCUAUCAAUGUGGCGGAGGAGGCAAGCGCCGUUGUGUCGUUUGCUUGGGACCGGGCCAACUUCCUUGCAAAACCUGCUUGGCACGCGGUCAACUAAAACUGUCGCUUCAAUUGACCGUGUCUUGGAGAUUGUACAAGUCGGAUCGUAUCGUGGAACGUACAGCUGUGCCGGAAUUGCUGAUCCGCUCCGUACAAGGCCGUGUUGCCUUUGAUGAAGAGAAAGCUGCGGUCUGGCCCAUUAAUUUCUUUCCGGAUGAGGCAGUAAAUCAUGCAUCCCGUGAACUUUUAGAUGAACAUCGUGCACGCCUCUCAUCGGAGAAAACCAUAGCUCAGCGUCAGUCGGUGCGAAUGGUCCCUGUCCAUCAGGUGGCUUACGUCUGGCGUAAUUAUCGUGGCUUCUUCUACAUCUACGGUUACGACAACCUCGUCCAUUUUCCGGAUUACCCACAAAAAGCUUGCUGUGGUUUGUCCGAAUUGCUGAGCUGCAGCAUUCAAUAGUAAGUAGAAUUAGUUAGUCACCUACUGUUUCAAAAGGAGGUCAAAUUGCAUGCUGAAAUGGCCAUAAAAUAGGAUCCAUUUCCACUACGUUGUCCUUAAUGUAUGUUGACUAUGCUCACGAUAUAACCAAUAGUUACUGAACUCUGUGACCAGCACUGCUUCAUAGUAAAUAGAUCAAGUUAACUGGCGAAACAUGUUUUUUUUAAUGUGGGCGAGUAACCAUUUUCGUAAUGGUUCGUAAUUGGCUUUUCUUUUGUAAUGUUAUUUUUUACGUAUCGUGACCAUCGUGCAGUUACCAAUGCAAUUACGUGUCAAUUAAAAAUUAAUUCCUUAAAAUUAUUUCAAUUACCAUGUCCUGAAGCGUCAGGUUAAUAUAAAAUCAAGAUUAUUUCGUACUUUCCUUUUUCAUGUAAUCUUGGGUACGGCUAAUACAAUUUCUUUUUAAAUUUGAAAACAAGACAACAGGGAAACUAAAGGAAAUAAAAGUAACCAAACGAAACCUGUAGGAGUGGAGCGGGUUGGUUUGCCAUGUGAAUUAAUUUUAAUUAUUAUUUUUUCUCAAUUUAAUAGAAAUAUCAAGAGCACAACUGGAACGUUGGCCCGACUUCCAAAAAAAAGCUGCUUGAUACUUAUUUAUCGCUCUUCGAUAAUGAGUGUUUCCUGCGGCACUAAUUUCAGUUGACGCAGAGUCUCCGUCGAAUCGACGGCUGUGAGCUGUGAAAUUUCAAAUAGAAAAUUUUAAUUUA